Exophiala bonariae is the source of this 1017-nucleotide messenger RNA. RefSeq lists its product as uncharacterized. NCBI's taxonomy places the organism in Eukaryota, Fungi, Ascomycota, Eurotiomycetes, Chaetothyriales, Herpotrichiellaceae. The record is from RefSeq and is a predicted model, not a curated record. The transcript has 2 exons. Bases 1 to 1017 code for a protein of 338 amino acids.
AUGUCGGACGUUGAUCGCUACUCUGUGGACGACGAAAGUGCUGGUCAGCGAGACAGUCUGUUUUCAUCCCCCGAGCCUGAAGGGUCCGCGGUGGAGAGUGACACAAGUGUUUACUCUAAUGUUGACAAGCGUGGCGAGGCUUCAACUCUACAACGCUUGGACAAUUGCAAUCCCUCAGGUCGGGGAAAAGAUCAAGCCAUCCUCUUCGAGGACGAUGUAUCGGAUGGCGACGCUGCGAAUUGGGUUGCAAUCCAAAAUGAAAUGCUCGAGUCUCAGAUUGGCAAUUCUGCCUUGAGAGUUCGACCAUCUCCAACCGAUCGAGAAGUAGAAGACGAUGUGGGACCAUGCGUAGAGAGCGACAACAGAGAGGGAGACGAUGACAUGUACCAUGCCACAACAGCACAAUACCAUCGCCAACGCAGUCGCAACGAAAUGGAAGAUUCCACCCACAAAGCGUCUCUCCCCAACCGCUACUGUUGGACUGGUGCCACAAGAGUGGUUGGCAUAGUUCAACAGUCCUCGUUAAAUGAUUCUCGCAGAAAUUCGCCUAAAACUGCUAGUCCCACCUUUCCGUCGUCUAGAAAGAGGCGCGGUGCCGCAUUGCACGAGUCACCGUCUAGGGGGCUGGAUGUCAGUAUCGACCAGAUCCCUUGUCGGAAGAAGGUUUCGCUAUCACGAUCAACUCAAAACCAUCGCGCCACUCAGAAGGGACGGAUUCUGACUGGCAUGAAAUCUCGACCGGACCUUCCACUACCAGGAGCCAGGCCGCGGUCUCUGUCAUGCGAGACACCGCCGAGUCCAUCCGAGGCGCGGCAAGAUGUUGAGGAGGAGGUCGUAUGGGAAUACGGCCGUCUUCUCGACUACAACAUUGUUAAUGGAAAACCUUUGGUGCUGGUGCCCUGGAUCCCGACGUGGGAACCGCCUGAUGAGUACCCACCGGAGGAAGUGGACAGGGUAAGACGCACCUCCCAGAGACAGAUGCAACGAGGAAGGCCGCGUUCCAAGCAGAUUAUGUAA